AUGCAACCAAUCGAAAACAAAGCCACCACACCGGAGGCAAUUUUGGUGAUCAAGAAGGAGUCUUCCUCUCCGGAGGGGGUGGUCCCGCCCAUCCCAGAAGCCGAACCAGUGGCCGACAGACCACACCCAGUGGAGAUCAUGGUGGCAGAACCUUCGCCUCCGAGUCCCACCCAAAUUAAUGGUGAAUCCUCUCCUUCAAGGCCAAUCGAAAAGCUCAGACGCAGCCGACACAUCCUCAACAUGCACAUGGGGAACGGCAGCAUCGAGAUGGAGGUGGAGGUGGAUAAUCAUCGCCGUGGCAACAACAAGCCCGCACAAGGCUCCUCUUCUAAACGUCCUCGACACUAA
Molecule: messenger RNA, 348 nt
Organism: Puccinia graminis f. sp. tritici CRL 75-36-700-3
Lineage: Eukaryota; Fungi; Basidiomycota; Pucciniomycetes; Pucciniales; Pucciniaceae
Exons: 2
Coding region: 1-348 (115 amino acids)
Source: RefSeq, a predicted model, not a curated record